UUCAGCCUGCUGCUUCAGUUUCUCAGUCAUCCCUGUUUCUCUCUAUAGAUCCUUCUUUCUACAGAUCCAGAAACAAGGAUGAACUCCGCAGUGUUGUUGAGAUCUAUCAAAUCUUCCCUUAAACAUGGUUCUUCUUCUUCAUCAUCAUCAUCAUCAUCGUCUCAUUUCCUCUGCCGUUCUUACUCGUCGGAGCCUCACCCAGAGCGCAAGGUCGCCGUUUUAGGAGCCGCCGGCGGAAUUGGGCAGCCACUCGCCCUCUUAAUGAAACUAAACCCCCUUGUCUCCAAGCUCGCUCUUUACGAUAUCGCCGGAACCCCUGGUGUUGCUGCCGACAUCAGCCACAUCAACACCAGAUCUGAGGUAAAAGGGUACAUGGGAGAGGAUCAGCUUAGGGAAGCACUAGAAGGAUCUGAUGUAGUUGUUAUUCCAGCUGGUGUGCCGAGAAAACCUGGAAUGACUCGAGAUGAUCUGUUCAAUAUCAAUGCAGGAAUUGUUAAAACUCUGUGUACUGCUAUUGCAAAGUACUGCCCGAAUGCUAUUGUGAAUAUGAUUAGCAAUCCUGUUAAUUCUACUGUCCCCAUUGCUGCUGAGAUCUUCAAGAAAGCGGGUACAUAUGAUGAGAAGAAACUGUUUGGUGUGACUACUUUGGAUGUAGUCAGAGCUAAGACCUUCUAUGCAGGGAAGGCUAAGCUCCCUGUGCAUGGGGUUAUUGUACCAGUUGUCGGUGGCCAUGCUGGGAUAACAAUUCUCCCACUAUUUUCACAGGCGACAUCUGCAGCUAACAAUUUGUCAGAAGAAGACAUCAUUGCUCUUACAAAGAGAACACAAGAUGGAGGCACUGAGGUUGUAGAAGCCAAGGCUGGAAAGGGUUCCGCCACACUCUCGAUGGCUUAUGCUGGAGCUACUUUUGCAGAUGCAUGCUUAAAGGGUCUUAAUGGAGUUCCGGACAUUGUAGAAUGUUCAUUUGUGCAGUCAAGCAUAACCGAGCUUCCAUUCUUUGCUUCUAAGGUGAGAUUAGGUAAGAAUGGCAUAGAGGAAGUUCUAGGGUUGGGCGAUUUAACCGACUUCGAGAAACUAGGAUUGGAGAGCCUCCUACCAGAACUCAAGUCUUCUAUUGAGAAAGGGAUCAAGUUUGCCCAUCAGGACUGAGAGACUUGUUUUCUCAGGAAGACCGACGCUAUUUUGUAGCAUUAGCGCGACACUUUUUCUUCUUUAAUGUUUGUUGAGCAGUUGGUUGAGCUAUAUUCUCAACCACAGAAUGUUUCCCUUUUAAAAUUAUGCUAAGAAAAAUAACACCAAUUAUUGCAAGCCAAGACCUUGCUUGA
Molecule: messenger RNA, 1325 nt
Organism: Impatiens glandulifera
Lineage: Eukaryota; Viridiplantae; Streptophyta; Magnoliopsida; Ericales; Balsaminaceae
Product: malate dehydrogenase, mitochondrial-like
Exons: 6
Coding region: 79-1149 (356 amino acids)
Biological process (GO): tricarboxylic acid cycle; malate metabolic process
Cellular component (GO): mitochondrion; cytoplasm
Molecular function (GO): L-malate dehydrogenase (NAD+) activity
Source: RefSeq, a predicted model, not a curated record